Molecule: messenger RNA, 5093 nt
Organism: Rubroshorea leprosula
Lineage: Eukaryota; Viridiplantae; Streptophyta; Magnoliopsida; Malvales; Dipterocarpaceae
Source: the annotation of a GenBank genome assembly
CCUGCAUGCAAGUGUACCAGCGAACCUGGUAAGCCUUCUAACGAACGACGCUGGUUUUGCUUUGAUCAUUUGCAAGUUGGUAUACGGUAGCUUUCCGAUUUCUUUUGGCCCGGAAGGUACGAAGAAUGCUCCGUGUAAGGAUAGGUCCGAGGUGCCAAGCCUCGAACUGCUACAGUAAUUCCUUUAUGACCAAAACACGUCAGGGUCCGAUUGUCCUGCUAAGCAAGUCACGUGGAUACCUCACAAAGGCCUAUAAAUACCCCCAGGGGCCACCUCAGAAAGGUCUUCCCAGAGUACAAGUGCGGAUUGAAGAAGGACUCCUGGUUUGGUGCAAUUACAUUGGCGCCAUCUGUGGGAAUCGAACCGAAAGCUUUCUGAUUGCUCUUCCAUCAUGGUUCACACUCGAUCAAUUCGAGCUGGUCCCAAUUGUGUUCCCUCCUGUUGAUCAUGCAGAAGGAGGAGAUGAAAACCAACCUCAUACCUCAGCUCACAAUUCAACUUCCACUACCAACCAAGACGUAGUGACAGCUCAGCUUGCUGCCAUGCAGCAACAGUUCGAUGGUCAAUCCCAUAUAGCACCCGCUCAACAACCCAUCCCCGAUGAUGUUACUCGCCGUCUCGAUAGCUUGGAAAAGCUAGUAGCUGAACACCGAGGUGCUCCACCCCCACACCAUGCUGUUGAUUCUAUACCUCACCCUCUGAAUACCAACAUUACUCUAGAACCCUAUCCUGCUGGCUUCAAAAUACCACAACUGGAGACUUACAACGGGACGAAGGAUCCCGAUGACCACCUGCAUGCUUUCUACUCUUGUAACGCCCGAACUUGGUAUUACAGUUUACCUCCGAGGUCAAUUAGCUCGUAUACAGAAAUGGCAUCUGCCUUUGCCACUAAGUUUUCCAGUAGAAGGUUGAUUAGGAAAACUACUUCUGAGCUGAUGAGAAUUAAACAGAGGGAUGGAGAAUCUCUCAAGAACUAUAUGAGCAGGUUCAAUGAUGCGGUAUUGGAGGUUAGUUCCUUUGAUCAAGCUGUGGGGAUUGCAGCUGUGAUCUCCAGUCUUAAGCAUGACAGGUUCAGAGACAGUUUGAUCAAACAUGCUGCCACCACCUUCAGCGAGGUGAACGAUAGGUCUCUGAAGUUUAUAACCGCUGAGGAGUAUGCCCUGGCGCAGAAUCCGACUCCCACUAAGAACCAGAACCCAGAGUGGAGAGAUGACAAUCCGAGCCGGAAAAGGAUGAGGAUGGCGCAGAACCGAGGUCCAGUGUUGACCUCCCCACCGAGAUUCGGAAGGCCGAACUCCACACCCCCGCAACAAUUUGCAGGUAAACCUCCAGUUAAUUGGACUCCCUUUAAUCUGCCAAGGUCACAUAUUUUUAUGCAGAUUAAGGACAAAAUGGACUUGAGACGUCAUGGCCCAAUGCGAACUGCUGCUGCUAGUCGAGACCAUACCAGAUAUUGUGAUUUUCACCAAGAUCACGGCCAUACUACAGAGCAGUGUAACUAUUUAAGGUCCGAACUGGAGAGUUUAGCUCAGAAAGGAACGCUGAAUGAGUAUGUUCAGAGAGCUGAACAACCGAGGUUUGUCAGAGAGCAGAGGCCGCAGCCUCAAGGAGCCCGCAAUCCCCCAAAUAGACAAGGUGUGGGAUAUCAACAAGCCCCACCUCCGCUCCCACCACCAGCUAGAAUCAUACACAUGAUUACGGGAGGCCUUGAAGCAGGGGGGCUGAGCCUAAACAGCGAAAGCUUUGUUACACCCCACAAUGAUCCUGUGGUCACUUCUGUCAUGAUCAAUAACUAUGAAGUACAGCGUGUCCUUGUUGACACUGGGAGUGCACCAGACAUCAUGUACUUCCACUGUUUUGAGAGUCUGGGACUAGAUCCAGCAUUGUUGCAGAAAUAUGAUGGUCCUAUAUAUGGUUUCAACAACCAACUUGUUCCGGUAGAAGGAGUUCUUACCCUCCAUGUGGCUUUUGGGAGUGGCCGAACCUAUGUAACCCCUUCAGUUCGGUCCCUCGUCGUCAAGAUGGCAUCCUCUUUCAACAUUGUCAUUGGCCGACCCACAUUGACUGAAAUCCGAGCUGUGCAAGUUAUGGGUGUAGAGAUCGUCGAUAAUCGACCGGAUGAUGAAGCCAGAGCUGCUUCAGUCGAAGAUGUUGAAGAAGUGCUCGUUGAUGACAGAGAUCCGAGCCGAAAGACACAGAUUGGAACUAGAUUGAACCCAAAGGAAAAGGCAGAGUUAAUAGCUUUUCUCCGAGUCAAUAAUGAUGUAUUCGCAUGGACUUCGGCAGAUAUGCCAGGAAUUCCAAAUUCAGUAUGUCAACAUAAGCUCAGUACCAACCCAUUGAAGAAACCAGUGGCCCAGAAGCGGCGUCUCUUCGGGGGUGAGAGGCUUCAGGCUAUUAAAGAAGAGGUGGAGAAGCUCCUACAGGCUGGUUUUGUCAGGAAAGUUGAUUACUGUGAAUGGGUGGCUAACCCAGUCUUGGUGAAGAAGGCAAAUGGCAAUGAGAGGUUAAGCCUCUUGGAUGCAUAUUCUGGGUAUCACCAGGUGCCAAUGGCUCCCGAAGAUGAAGAGAAAACCUCGUUCUAUACUGGCGAUGAAAUUUAUUGCUAUGUCAUGAUGCCGUUUGGCUUAAAGAACGCUGGUGCUACUUAUCAGAAAAUGGUGACCAUCGUCUUCCUAGCUCAGAUCGGCAAGAAUCUAGAGGUGUAUGUCGAUGACAUUGUAGUAAAGAGUCGAAAAGCAGAAGACCAUCUAGCCGAUCUUGAUGAAACCUUCAACAACCUCAGAAAGAACAAGAUGCGGUUGAACCCAACAAAAUGUAUUUUCGGCGUGGAGUCUGGAAAGUUUCUGGGUUUCAUGGUGUCCCGAAGAGGGAUUGAGGUUAAUCAAGAAAAAAUUAGAGCAAUUGCCGAGAUGGAACCACCGAAAUCAGUAAAAGAUAUACAAAGGUUGACUGGAAGAGUGGCAGCCCUUCAUCGAUUCAUAUCGAAGUCAGCAGAUAAGUGCCUGCCAUUCUUCAAGAUCAUGGGGUCGGCUGCCCAGAAGGAUGAAUCAGGAAAACAGAAGAAAUUUGAAUGGAGUCAGGAGUGCCAGGCUGCAUUCGACGAGCUAAAGUCUUAUCUUAGCUCACCACCUCUACUGACUAAGGCUGAAGCCAAGCAACAGAAACCAAUCUAUUAUAUCAGCAGUGUAUUACACGGAGCAGACCUGAGAUAUCCUAUAGCGGAGAAAGCAGCACUAGCAGUUGUCACUUCGGCAAGGAAAUUGAGGCCAUAUUUCCAGUCACACCCAAUCAUCGUUCUCACAGAUCAACCUCUCCGACAGAUUCUGCAGAAACCAGAAUCUCAAGCACUAGCAGAUUUCAUUGUCAAAUGCACCCCAUGUCCUUCAACCUCUACUCCAGAGCCCAACGACUGGACCUUAUAUGUUAAUGGAGCAUCUAGUAGCAAGGGUUCAGGGGCUGGCGCUCUCUUGAUUGGUCCAGAAGGAUACCGAAGCGAACAUGCCCUGAAGUUCAACUUUGAUGCGACAAAUAAUAUGGCUGAGUAUGAAGCUUUGCUACUUGGUCUACAACUAGCAUUGGAGUUGAAAAUCAAUGCAAUUCAAGUAUACAGUGACUCCCAGUUGGUGGUAAACCAAAUUAACUCAAUUUGUGAAGUUGUUGAUCCCAUAAUGGUGAAGUAUGUAGCCUUGGUGGCCGAGCUGAAGUGCAGAUUCCAGAAAUUCUGUCUGAGUAAAAUCCCCCGAGCUGAGAAUGAACAGGCAGAUUCACUCUCCAAGUUCGCCUCUGACAGCUCUUUAAGUUCCAGAUCCGUUUUUGUAGAGAUCUUAGAUGAACCAAGCUUCAUGAAGCCUCGGGUGAUGGAGAUUAGCACAAACCCAGACACGCCGAGCUGGACUGAUUCAAUCGUCUCCUUUUUGCGAGAUGGGAUAGUACCUGAAGACAGGCAGGAGGCAAUGAAGUUGAGAAAGAAAGCAUCUCGGUAUACCCUCGUUGAUGGGGUGCAUGAAGGUGUCUGUGGGAACCAUGUCGGUGCUAGGACUCUGGCUCAUAAAGUCUUAAGGCAAGGAUAUUACUGGCCAAACAUGCAUAAAGAUGCCACUUACUUUGUUCAGAAAUGCCCGAAAUGUCAAUUCUUCGCACAUCUGACUCAUCAACUGGCAGAGGAACUCACGAACAUGGUAGCACCGUGGCCAUUUGUUCAGUGGGGAUUGGAUCUUUUAGGCCCAUUCGUGAAAGGGGUUGGAGGUGUAACCCAUCUGGCUGUUGGUGUGGAUUAUUUCACAAAUUGGGUAGAAGCUCGGCCUUUAUCUAGUCUUACCUCUAAGAAGGUCGAAGAUUUUGUUUUCAGCUCGAUCAUCUGCAGAUAUGGGAUCCCAAAUCAGAUUGUGGCUGAUAAUGGAACUCAAUUCAAUUGCUCCUCAUUCCGAGAUUUCUAUUCCAGUUAUGGGAUUAAGUUACAGUUCACCUCCGUUUACCAUCCGAAGUCCAAUGGCAUGGUUGAAUAUAUUAACAAAUGCAUUUUAGAAGGUAUAAAGCCGAUAUUAGAACAGCAUAAGGCCAAGUGGGCAGAUGAGCUCAACAACGUCCUCUGGGCAUACAGAACCACGAGCCGAACUGCCACAGGUAAAACACCCUACCACUUGGCCUUUGUCAGAGAAGAAGCUCGGCUUCGAACUCUUGUAUACAAGCAGAAGCUAGCCAACUUCUACAAUAAAUGGGUCCGCCCUCGAACUUUCAAAGUAGGAGACCUUGUUCUCAAAAAAGCUGGCCUAACGGGGUUUGAAACUCGUUUUGGCAAACUUGCCCCAAAUUGGGAAGGCCCUUAUGCCGUGGCCGAAGUGCCACAUCCUGAUGCCUAUAUUUUCCAAGACGCUGAAGGAAAGAGAGUUCCUAGAGUCUGGAAUGUCAAUAACUUGAAGAAAUUUUACCCUUAAUAAAAUUCUUUCAAGUGUUCUAGGUCUUACUGUUCUUUACGCUUCUCACUUCGUGUUUGUUGAGAUUCAUUUUACUGCUUAUUCUAUGUACCCGAGGUCAAUUAGUUCUUUCAUUUCUUGAACCUCACCUCUGAUUAAUAAAUGUCACUUCACAUA